Salvia hispanica is the source of this 2255-nucleotide messenger RNA. RefSeq names its product probably inactive leucine-rich repeat receptor-like protein kinase At5g48380. Lineage: Eukaryota; Viridiplantae; Streptophyta; Magnoliopsida; Lamiales; Lamiaceae. Gene Ontology annotation, biological process: protein phosphorylation. Gene Ontology annotation, molecular function: protein kinase activity; protein binding; ATP binding. The record is from RefSeq and is a predicted model, not a curated record.
AAGGAAUUGUUCGCAUACCGUAUUUGACCCGCCUCUUAACAGUGAUUGAUUCAACUCUUAUUUCAACCAUUUUUUUUAUUCUCUCUCCAAUUUCACACUAUCCUAAUUCCAGUCGUCGACGACGAAGAUCCAUUCCUUAAACUUCUGAUGAAGCAGUUGGUCUCCCAAAAAUCUUGAACCCGUGUAUGUCAUCGGUUGCUCGGUUGUUGUAUUGAUGAGAAUCUUAUCAGGCUCUGGAGCCCUCUCGGCUCUCGUCACUAUUCUCGUUUGGCUGCUCCCGUUUGGCUCGUUUGCUCAAAAUGAUGUCAACUGCCUCAGAGCGAUAAAAAGUUCUUUGGAAGACCCGUUGGGAAACUUAGGGACAUGGGAUUUCAGCAACAACAGUCAAACAUCUAUCUGUAAGUUCACUGGGAUCGAGUGUUGGCAUGCUGAUGACAACAAGAUAUUGAAUAUCAGAUUGCCGGACAUGGGACUCAAGGGUGGUUUUCCUCAAGGUAUUGCCGGUUGCCAGUCCCUAACGGGCCUAGAUCUUUCUAGAAACAGCAUCAGUGGAAAUAUUCCAAAUGAUAUCUCAAAGCUAAUUGGUUUUAUCACUAGUCUUGAUCUUUCUUCCAACCAGCUGUCGGGAGAGAUUCCUGUGAAUCUUGCGAAUUGCUCAUUCCUGAAUAUCCUGAGACUCGACAACAACCAGUUCACUGGUCAGAUCCCUCUUGAGCUCGGCCAACUCAGCCGGCUCACGACAUUUAGCGUGGCAAAUAAUCGACUGAGUGGACAAGUUCCCUCAUUUGCAAAUGCCACCGUUACAGCAGAAAACUACGCAAAUAAUGCUGGACUAUGUGGUGGCCCUUUACGUCGUUGCGAUGGCAAGAAGAAGGCUAGCCAUACUCCUAUCAUUAUUGCGGCAGCCAUUGGUGGGUUGACCGUUGCAGCUUUGGCCUUCUUGGUUGCUAUGUUCUUUUUGCGCAGAGCUUAUAGAAAGAAGAAGGAAGAUGACCCUCUGGGCAACAAAUGGGCGAGGAGCAUCAAGGGCGCAAAACGCUUCAAGCUUUCGAUAUUUGAGAAUACAGUCACAAAAAUGAACCUAGGCGAUCUAAUGAAGGCCACGAACAACUUCAGCAAUGAGAAUAUAAUUGGGUCGAGGCGAACUGGGACAACGUACAAGGCAACACUCGAAGAUGGGACAUCCUUUAUGGUCAAGAGAUUGCAGGACACUCAACACUCUGAGAAAGAAUUCAUGUCCGAGAUGGAUACAUUAGGCAGUAUAAAACACCGCAACUUGGUUCCACUUCUAGGUUUUUGUGUUGCUAAGAAGGAGCGCCUCUUGGUCUAUACAUACAUGCCUAAUGGAAACCUACAUGAUAAAAUACACUCGAGCGUUGAGGGUGAAGUUAUGGAUUGGCCCCUGCGGCUGAAAGUCGGGAUCAGAGCUGCCAAAGGAUUCGCUUGGCUCCACCACAGUUGCAAUCCGCGUGUUAUCCAUAGAAAUAUCAGCUCGAAAUGCAUCUUGUUGGAUGCGGAUUACGAACCAAAGAUAUCCGAUUUCGGACUUGCUAGGCUCAUGAAUCCAGUCGACACCCAUUUGAGCACUUUCGUGAACGGUGAGUUUGGUGACUUGGGUUACGUUGCUCCUGAGUAUGCACGGACGCUGGUGGCCACGCCAAAAGGGGACGUCUAUAGUUUUGGCGUUGUGCUUCUCGAGCUGGUGACAGGUGAGAGGCCUACACAUGUAUCUAAAGCCCCGGAAACCUUCAAGGGAAGCCUAGUGGAGUGGAUAUCCAAGCUCUCUGCGGCCUCCAAGCUCAACGAUGCAAUUGACACGUCCUUGGUGGGGAAAGGCCACGACAGCGAGCUCUUCCAGUUUCUGAAGGUGGCUUGUAGUUGCGUGCUGCCAGGGCACAAGGAGCGGCCCACCAUGUUCGAGGUGUACCAGCUCCUGAGAGCUAUUGGGCAGAGGUAUGAUUUUACUACGGAAGACGAUAUGUUGAUGCUGCAAGAUUCAGGGGCUGCUGACAACGUCGUCGAACUCAUUGUUGCUCAAGACAAGUAGGAGGAGAAGAUCUACGACCAAAUCAAAGCCAGAGAGGGGGGGAGUGUCUGUUACAUAUUGUGUAAUUAUGUUGUGUUUUAAUAUAUUUUGUGUGCUGAUUUAGAUCAGUGUUCGUAGAUUUCUUGAGUCAAGAUGAGAUUUUUGGUGCCAUUACAUAGAUGGUAUUUUAUCUAUCUUCGCAACGAUGAAUAUAGCUCGUUGUUAAUCA